GUUGUGUGGUGGUGGGGGGGGGGGGUAGGAGGGAUGGGGACAUGAUGAGAGGCCGUGGGCACACACCACGUGGCCUACGCCAACAGCUUGCAGUCUCCCUACUGGUCUGCAACAGGUAGGCGGCCAGGUAAGGCCAGGGUGAGCUGUGCGGCUUGUCGCACAGGACCGUCUUGUCUCGCUGUCGCACUGUCGCACACAGGGUCUGGAGUAGCCUGUUUUACCUGCCACUUCCCUUUUGCGGUGCGCGCGCAGGGCAGGGGACCCCCUAACUGCGACCCUUGUGCCACGUUUGAGAGAAAGAGAGGGAGAGAAGACGGAACGCGCUGUUACGCUGUCACGCAGGCAGACAGACACCCAACACGCAAGGGGAAGGGUAACCACCCGUUUCUUCCACCAGUUACAACCUCGCCUGCCCUGGGUGGUUUGUUGUGAACACACGGGUAGAUCGGGUGUGUGCGUGUGUGUGAAAGGUAGAUAGAUAGCCUGGCCUUCGAUGUGGAUACGUCAGCCUCUGUACCUGUGGAUUCCUCCAAUUGCGAGAGAUGAAGUGACCGCCCUUGCCGACACCACCAUGCACCUGUAGUGGGACUUCCACAAGCCUCGUGCUGUGUUGUCGUACCGCGUAUAUCUCUUCCAUCUGGUAGCCACUGCCGUCAAUCUCCUGCUGCUUGUUCUCGCUACAAACCCAGGUGUUCGGGGCUCAGAAGUUUCUACUUGUGUGCAUCCCACUCUUUCUUCACGUCCGAAGUUCGUGAUCUUCUAACGGACUGUCCGGCUGGGUGUCCGGACUCCAAGCAUUUUCCACCUGUUCCCUCCCUCCCCCUCUUACCUGUGAUCCAGCCACACCCACCCUCACCCUCAACCUCCAAUUUUUGAACACGGCGACUGUAUUGUGUACCACGUGUACAAAUAUUCCCCAUCAUCUGAUUAUCUGGGUGGACGCUCUGGACGAGAACUAGCGAAAUGCCAGAGAAAAUGACCAACACCUCUCAUCUCGUCAUGCUCUUCGUCGUCUCCGCGGGGAAGAACGGAGAGGAUCUUGGCUCCGAUGAGGAACAGAUUGUUUUUCUCGUCUACCUCAUUUACGACGUCACCAACGAUAAGGUGGUGACGCUGAAGGCCCACUACGUGAAGCCACAGCCCACGGACCUGGCGGAGACCAUCUUGACGGACGAGUGCAAGGAGGAGACGGGGCUGGACGAGAACGCCGUGCGCAACGGUCAGCCACUGGACUUCGUGCUGGAGGAGCUGGACAAAUCUUUGAUUUCCAAAGGAGUUCAUCCUGACCAAGGUGGCGGCUCCUUCUGUUUCCUGACGGACGGCCAGUGCCACAUGCGGCAAUGCGUGCACCACGAGGCCUGCUCGAAGAACAUGAGCCUCCCGUCCUACUUCUACCGCUUCUACGACCUCAGGAAAGAAUUCCGAAAGCGCUACGACUACGGACCAGUCACAAGCGUCAAAGCCAUGUUAGAUUACCUGGGACUUGAUGAGGACCAGAGCGCGGAGUACGGAGUGAGGCGCUCACAGGACAUGGUGUCCAUCGCCCGCAGACUCAUCAACGAUGGUCACGUGUUCGGGGAAUCAGAAGUUGUCAACGAACGAUUAGAAAGCGGCAUUUGCACAAAGGACGAGUACGUGGAUGACAACACGGUGGUGCGAGCUCGUGGGUUGCCAUGGCAGUCCUCCGACCAGGACAUCGCUCGCUUCUUCAGAGGACUUAACAUCGCCAAGGGUGGCGUGGCCUUAUGCCUGAGCCCCCAGGGCAGGAGGAACGGGGAGGCGCUGAUUCGCUUCGAGAGCGACGAGCACCGUGACCUGGCCCUCCGGCGCCACAAGCACCACAUCGGACAGCGCUACAUCGAGGUGUACAAGGCCUCCGGCAAGGACUUCAUCAACGUCGCCGGUGGUAGCAACACAGAGGCGCAGGCGUUCUUGUCACGUGGGGGUCAGACACUGAUGAUUGUGCGCAUGCGCGGACUACCGUUCACUGCCACGACGGCCCAAGUGCUGGAAUUCUUCAGCAGAGAGCCCAACUCUUGUCAAGUCCUGGACGGUGAGGAGGGUAUCCUCUUCGUCCACUACCCCGAUGGCCGUUCCACGGGAGAUGCUUUCGUGCUGUUCUCUAGUGAAGAGGAGUCCAGCAAGGCCCUCAAGAAGCACCGAGAGUCCAUGGGCCAGCGCUACAUCGAGCUCUUCAAGAGCACCACGGCGGAGGUGCAACAGGUUCUCAAUCGUAACAUGGAUCCGAGGAACCCCGAGCAGCCGGAGAAUCAGUUACCUCCGUUGAUCGCGCAGCUGCCCACUGCCAUCCCCCUGGUGCCGCAGAACCUCAUCACCACCGGCACCCGCCGCGACUGCAUUCGCCUGCGAAACUUACCUGCCGGCGCCCAGGUGCCAGACAUCCUGACGUUCCUCGGCGAGUUCUCGCAGUACAUUGUCUACCAGGGCGUCCACAUGGUCUUAACAGCACAGGGUGAGCCGUCCGGCGAGUCGUUCAUCCAGCUAGACUCGGAGGAAGCCGCCACGCUGACCACCAUGCACAAGCACCGACGCCCUAUGACCUUCGCCAAUAAGAAGCGCAUCAUUGAUGUCAUCCAGUGCAGCGGCGAGGACAUGAGUCUCGUGUUGGCCAGCAACAUGCCCACCCUGGGCCUGACCCCCAUCAUGCCUCAGGUCGCCUCCGUGCCUCAUACAGUCGCCUCCAUGCCUCCUGUGCCCAUGUCUCUUCACCAACGGCCCAUCCUGUCAGCUGGGGGCAUCAUGACGGCGCCGACGUUGCAGCUGACGACGCACCCGACCGCCACCAUCGGCACGAUGCAAGUGACGCAGAUACCCCAGCCGCUGCAAGCAGCCUUCCCGCCUCCCAUGACGCAGCUGCCGCAACGCCCGACCUACUUCCCCCCGAUUAUCUACUGGUACCCGAGCCCUCCUGUCUCUCCUCAGACCUACUUCACACAUCCGGGGCCCUGCGUCAUCGUUAUGCGGGGCCUGCCCUAUAAUGUUACUGUGCAGGAUGUAAUGAACUAUUUCCAAGGCUUUCCCGAGGUGACCCCAGAGUGCGUACAGCUGCAGCGUAACACGGAAGGCAAGCUGAACGGCGAUGCUCUCAUCACUUUCCUCUCUCGUGGAGAAGCGGAGCGCGCCAUCGUCGAACGCAACCGCCGCCAUCUUGGAAAUCGCUUCAUCGAGUUGUUCAUGGCUUAAACGGACGACGGCGAAGAUGAAAACAAAGAGACAAACAUGCUUCUGUCUACUUUUACCCAGCCGAGGCCUAAACUGCUGCGCUCCUUUUUUUUGCAGUCGUGUCCCGUGCUGCUUGGAAUCAAUCGCCUGUGACCAACGGCUCUGGGUAUUUGGUUUGACUGCGUGCCUGUGUAGUUUGUGUGUGCGUUUGUGUGAGAGAAGGACAGAGAAAGAGGGAGAGAGGAAGGCAGAGAUCUUGUGUCAUUUUCCAAUGCAGUUUCUUUAAGAAUCGAUCAUGGAUAUAAACUGAAUAUUUGGUUUUAUGGCUGAGAAUUUUCCAUGAUUUUUGUUGCCGCAGCUCACAAAAAGUUGCAUGAAUAUAAAUUUAAUCACUUUAGGACCAGUUAGUAUAGCUUUUGUUUGGAGGCAAAGCUGGUUCCUAAUAUUUUUAUCUACAUCUAAUCUCUCCUAUGUAAUCAGUUAAUGCCACUUGACUAUAGGGGCAGUAUUAAGUUCAAAAUUUGUGCCGUACACAAAAAAAGUUGUUCUUUGCAUUAAUAAACAGAAUGUGUGCCUUUGAAGUCAAGUUUUCAACAUACAUUCAUAUUUUUACAAUGUGGAAUCCUGUUGAUAAUAUUUAUCUGGAUAUCAUCAACUUUCCAUCGACCAGCUCUAUGCAGACACCCGUUACACGUCGCAUGUAAAACCAGUAAAAACAGUGUGUUACUGCAUCAGGCUACAAAUGACUGAAAAACAUUUUUGAACGAGAAGAUUUUUAAAUUGGCAAACUUGAAAGAAAGAAGAGAGAUUUUAACUUAAAUAAUCAACGUUAAGAACACGUUUGGCACAUAAGAAUUAGUUGGAAGAUCGGCGACAAACUUCACCAAUGUUCAUGUUGCUAAUGUUGGACACAGCGUAAGUACAUAGAGACACUACGUUUUAGGGUUAAAAAAAAAUCAUGAUUGACUUUGUGCCUUGACUGGUUCCUUUACCAUUGUGUUGAAAUGGCUGAUACGUAAACUAUGCACAAACCAUGACUUCCAUGUCUUGUUGGUCUCUCGGGCAAGGUUUUCCCGCGAAAACAAGCUCAAGCAUUCCUGCUGCCUUAUUGAUCUGAAAAACGUCUUCGAUCUGAUUUUCUCAUCUUGGUUACUUCGAUGUAAUUUUGAUAGAAAUUUACUUUAACGAAUAUCACUGGCGUAGUGUGGAAGGUCUGACUUUGUACGUGUGAGUAGAGACACCCUCUCGUGUCUGGUUUUUUUUUUUUUUUUUUGGUCACUACUUCCUAACGCAUUCCUUGCACAUUCCCUUCUCUGUUAAAAUAAGCACAAUUACUACUUUACCAUAAAUAAGUUAAAAUGACUUCCGACUUAUGCAAGAAAAUAAGCAGCAGCGGCAAUGAAAUAUUUAUCAUGUAUUUACAAUAGGGCAAUUGUAGAUUUGGAAGAGAACAGAAAGAAUCGGACUAGUGCGUUUGACGGUUUUUACUCAUUAUCUGUAUCUUUGUCACUCACUCACAUAUAUAUUCGUGUUUACUUAUUCACUUACUAUUAUUUACUUAUUCUUAGCAUGGUUUUUGUUUUACAAUCUUUGUGCGCAGCGUCUGAAAUACGGUUAUUUUUGUUGUAGUUUUUUUUUUGUUUUUUUUCUCAAGUUUGCCAUGAAAAAUAUUUGGAAACUGGCUGCUGUGUUUAAGAGGAAAAAUUGGCAAAUUUCUUUUCGAGCUUUUCAGCGGAAUCACAUUAAAUUCAUACAGUAUUUGCCUCCAGUGUGAUUAGGAAAAAAUUUGCCUGCUGUUUACAUUCCACUGUUUAAAACACAAAAUUGUCGCUCGUUAACCACAUUCCACUGUUCAAAACACAGAAAUCGUCGCUCAUUAACCAUAUUCCACUGUUUUUAAGAUCUGAGAACCGUCGCUAACUAACCACGUUCCACUUCCUUUAGUCAUGUUCUCCAUCGCUAAAUAACCACAUUUCACAAACUUGAAAUCAUAGGUUUCUUCGUUAAAUAACCACAUUUCACUAACUAAAACAUGGAAGAACUGGUUGAUUAUUUCACAGAGCUGUGUCACUUACUGUGCCAUGAUUGUUUUUGCGACUGUACGCAGGUCUGAGACGGAAAGUAUGUGUACAUAAAACAUUUAUAUGCAGUGCGUUAUUUGUUCUAUAUUGCCCUUACUGUGUACAGUUUUUCUUUUUGUUUACAUAUCAGCGUCGUUAUUUUAUGCAUCCUUGGAAAGAAGUUAUAUUUCCUUCACUUGUGGCCAGAUUUUUUUCAAAGGCCAUAUGAUAGGGACUUGUUGAUGCAACUUUGUAUUAUAAUUACUAUGAUUAUUAUUAUUGCAAUUUUUGUUGUGCAAGAUAUCAACUAUAAAAUUGUUUAUCUACAGAUUUUGUGCCCAGGCAGAUGGCUACACUUGUCACAGAAAGUGGUCCACUUUAUUUUACAGUUGUUGCGCAUCUGGCACGAGAGGCUAGUGUACCUACUGUGCGCCUCAAAAUGCGAGCCUCAGUUCAGGGGAGAAAACAAAAUUAGUCUCUUAUCGCCCUUUCUUGGUGUUUUGUUCAGCAAAAAGAAAUGUGAGUAAUAGUCAUUGCCAUACCGUUCCUGAAAUUUCGGUAAUUUUCAUACGAUUGCUUAGCAAAUGUUGCAAAGCUUCUCUGCGAUGCAGCUGGGUUCAGUUCUCGUUUCAGGACAUUUUGUAUGUGACAUCUGUUCGCAGGGCUGACCGUCAGAUUUCUCCAGGUACUCUGGUUUUCUCCUUUCCCCCUUUCUCACCUGCUCUUCCUCUCUCUCUCUUCCCCUCUCAGAGUGCAGAAUCACAAGGUGAGCAACCAACCGUGAGACUGUGAGGUAGAGGACAUGGGGACUGUCUUUACGAAAAUACUGGCCCCGAGAUAAGUGCACUCCUCAACAACCGCAAUUUCAACUGGCUUUUUUAAUUUUUAUUGGAAGUUAAAUGUGGUGCUCUGCCAGUGUAGAUCAUCGCUCACCCUAGUCACGUUUUCUUCAAGUUUAAGUAGCCUGACCACUGAUGUGAUACAUUUUAAUAUGAUGUGUGCCAUCUGCUUGGGCUUAUAUAUAACCACAAUGUACAUAUAUAUGUCUCACAUUUCUGAGCAAUACCUGGUCUUCGUCAACCAACACCGAGUUUUUGUGGGUUUAAUUUUUUUUUUCUUUUAGGGGGAAGGGAGGUAGGGGUCAGAUAGGGGAUUCGGAACGCUGGGUUUGACAUAGUUCGGGUGGAGUCGGGGUGUGGAAUGUGUUCCGUCUUACAGUGAACUUUAUUUAUUUUUUAUGAUUUUUUUUUUUUUUUUUUUUUUUUUUUUUUUGAAGUGAGAGUUGGUACAGCCGCUGUCGCUUCUGUCCGACCAAUGCGGCCUGCUCUGGCAAUAUCCUAAUCUAGUCACGAGUCGCAGGGUACCCGUUCUGCUCCAGGUGCGCGCGCAUUGAUGUCGUUGUCUAAGGUGUUCGUACCGUAUUCCUUCAUGUCAACGCCCUCGCGAUGCAAUGCUUACACGUUUUGGCAAUAAGGCAUUGGCCUCCUGCACAGAUGUCUUCCUGAACUUAGAUUUGAGUGCUUGUUAGGAGUAGGGUUGACCUCAUUCCUUUUGGCUGAUAGAACACAAGCAGUCCUGUCUAGUGUUCCAUUUGCAAUUCUGCACUCUUUUCAAAGGAGUAACAAUCCAAGUCAAUGACACUAAUCAAAAUAAUUUCAUAUUUUGAAAUAUCCGAAAUCUUAUCGUCAUUUUCUUAUUUAUAAAUACCACUUCGUGUAUAUUAAUGGUUAAAUAAUAUAUAGUUCAAAACUGUAUCGAUACAAAAAAUUAUACUUUAUGCAGUUCAUAUAACCCUUACAACUUUUCUCCUGAUUAAUUGUAAAAGAAAAACACUUUUAUUUACAAAGAAUACUAACUGCAUAUCUGAGAAGAACUCUAAACUAAAAAGGAACAUAAAAGUGCACUUUUCUUUGUUGGGUUAUCUACUAUUAUGAAAACAGUACGGGACGAAACGCGACAUAAAUCUUUCUCUUCUGUUAAGCCCAUUUUGGAUUUUUUUUGCAAAAUGUUAAAAACCAGUUAAAGUAUUGUGCAAGUGUCUUUAUCUGAUAUUGUCCAGGUCUUCUGCCCCAUGUUUGAGAAUUUUAAAAUGGCGAGAAUAUCACAAGAAGAAACGCUCUUGUAAUGCAGAACUAAUAUGGUUUUCAUAGGAGACCUUUUUGUCUGACCUUUCUCAGUCUCAGCUCUGUGUGUAGUUUCUUGCUCGAGGACUGAGGAGGGCUGCUCCAAAGUCCUUUUUAACUUGUUAUUUAUUUACUACAAACUGCUGCCAGUUUGUUGUCAGUUGACAGGAUUUCUGACACUAUUUGAUUAUUUCUCAAUAAUUGAGCGACGUCUUGGAAGAAUCGGACAGAAAUAUUGCACGUGCAAUAUGAUCCUGCUUUUGUAAUCUGACAUUGGGUGCAGUGUCGUCAUCAUUCCAAUGUCUGUUUUUAAGUUUAAAAAACACAAUAUUUUUAUUUUAAGGAGAUAACAAUUAAUAUUGUACAUUUUUUCUGUGUAUAAAGAACAUUUCAGUUUAUCGAUUCAGAACGUUUGUAUUGUCUAGAGAUUUAAUAAGUAUGAUGUUCGCCGUUUGUGCCUUUUUUGUGAAAAAAAAAACUGUGCUUUGUUUGCUGCUAUUUUAUUGUAAACAAAAAUUUUACAGCGAUAUACACGUGUACAUUUUACCGCCUUCCAGCUGCCUUCUGUGACUUUAAUUAUUUUACUUCAGAAUAUUCUCCUUUUAGUGUAGAUAUGCAUAAUGUUCAAUAAAAAUUCUUUUCACAGUUUAUCUGUCUGGUGAUGGAGCUUACAUGGGCGCGGGUAUUUACGAUUUCAUGUUGGUGACGGUGUGUUGUCUUGUGAGUCAGUUUUGGACUGGUCUUUGCUCUAGUCAUUUGUCUGCACGCUGUUUAUUUUUUUUUUUCUUCCAACCAUCCUUUUUCCCUCUUGUAUGCGUCUUACCCUUUGAAACAACGUGUUGUGUGAUGGGAUUUACAUUUAUAUACCUCUGUUUAUGUUUCUUUUGUUAUUUUUGGAGGAGGUAAUUGUUUAACGGCGGUUUGGGGUUCCUACUUUUAUUUUACUAACAGUCUCAACAUCCAACCUGCUUGCUUUAAAAAAAUAAAUAAAUCUGACGAGCAAGAAGAGCCAUGAAAGGUUUUACUUCUUGCUCGUUGGGUGCUCUAUAUUCUUCUAGAGUCUGGUACCCCUCGACACUCUCUAACCCAUGUCUUAUUACGUUUCCCUAAGUGUAACUUGUAGAAUUCUGAUAGUCAGGUGGUGGGCAUUCCUUGUUGCCUCAAGGAGUAUGAUAAUGAAGACGAGUAAUCUUGUAUUCUUGUUAACCGAUCUUAAGUGAUGACAGUCGUGAUAAUUUUCUGUGACAAAUUUGUGUUAAAAAGAGUGUUUUUUCUGCAGUCUGUAGGACAGUCAAGGCUUUAUUUAUCCCUACUACCCACCCACCCCUACUAAAAUUCUUCCUUUUUGUCCCUCGUCUGGUUCAGACCUUUAAUUGUUUGUCUUGCUGUUUUCACUGCCAGGGUUUAAGAUCUCUACAAAUCUUGUAAAGAUAGAAGCAUUUAAAAUUUACUUUUUUUUUCUUUUUUUUUAUUUUUUUCUUUUCUUGAAGUAUGCUGAUGCUUGGUGAACGCUGAUAGAGAUAUUUUGCUGUGGAAAUAAAAAAAGAAGACUGUGAGUAGCACAAAAAGUUGUAAAUAAUACCAACACGCCUUUCAUCUCAUCAUCUGCGUAGUAAGAGUGCAUGUACUUAAGCAGGUACUCACGUACGUAUUAAUCACUCAUCUUGGCUUUUUUUUUUCUUUUUAAUUAUAUUCCGUUUCAUUUUUUUACAUUGUUUUUAAUUAUUCAUAUUUUUCUUAUUUUUGGCCGCUGAAUUCACCUAUUUCAGAAAAACUUGCCAAUGUCUCACUGAAAGCGAUGAUCUGAAUAACCCUUUAUUUUUUCAUUACAGCUGUUUAUCUAAAUGUCUCAACUUUACCCUUAACAAGGGUACAUUAUUUGGACUCGAAUAUUGACGAAGAAUGAGAAGUACUACAUAUGAAAAUAGAGCUUAGCCAGUAGAAACCUUAUUGUGUUUCAGUAAUGUAUCAUUUUUAAAUAGUUUUUUUGUUGCAAUUUUUAUCCGUUGAAAAUGUCCUGUGUAGUUGUCCUUUACGUGCCACAAAAUACUAGUCAAUGAACUUGCACAUCUUCGAAUUAAAAAAAAAAGUCGCUUGAACACGACUAUAAUCAGAAUUGGUUCUGAGCUAGGCUUUCGAAAGUUAUCGUCCCCAGUGCUCAGAUUCUGACAUUCUCACAUUGAUAGUUGUGAUCCCUCUUUGCCUCUGCAACAGCUUGUCUCUUUUCAUUUUACCUGGAAAAAUAGUUACUUUCAAGUAUGCCCUCGAUUCAUGACAGGAUGAUAAUUUACUGGGUAGUGAAGGGGUUAAAAAAAUCAGAGAAAGGUUGCAUAAAAUAUUUUGAGUAUGUUUCUUUAGAGCUUAGUAAAUUCUGUCCAAAUCGAUGUAUUUCGAAACCCCUUUCUUUGUCUUUGUUUUUGCAUGCUGUCUCAAUAUAAUUGUUAUGGUAAAUAACCAUAUCUCACAGCUUGGCAUUACUGAAAAUAAUAAAAGCAUGUCUCCGGUUCCCAUGACAAAAGACUCCUUUAACUGAUCUCCUAGACAUCUCUGUAUUACCCUUCUCUUUUCUUCUUUUCAUUAUCUAAUAUUUGGACCACACUGCAUAGAUGCUCCAAAACACUGUGACGAUAGAAUAUAUAUAAUGUUAUCUGAUUCGUCGCUGUUUUCUGAGCUUUUCAAAGCAUGAACAACAUGCUGAGAUUUAUAACAGACAAAAGGCCAAAACAUUCCAGUUUCCUGACUCACGCGCAAGAGAGCUUCUGCUUUUUGCCUUUUUAUGAUACGAAGCAGCGCCGUCACUCACGACAAAUGCACUGGACAAGAUGUAUUUAUAGAGAGAUAUUCAUAUACUUACGUACAUGUUUUUCGAGGUCUGGCUGACCCCACAUUGUUGGAGGUUUCAGUCUCGCUUCAGUUUUUGGACCAUCUUGCAGAGCAGAUGGUCCCACGACAUAUCGUUUUAGAACUGUGUAUUUUAAUUAUUGCAAUGUGUAAGUAUUGUUGUUUAAAUUAUUGCAGUAAUAAACGUACCGUAGAAACACC
Molecule: messenger RNA, 10408 nt
Organism: Pomacea canaliculata
Lineage: Eukaryota; Metazoa; Mollusca; Gastropoda; Architaenioglossa; Ampullariidae
Product: epithelial splicing regulatory protein 1-like
Exons: 13
Coding region: 964-3204 (746 amino acids)
Biological process (GO): regulation of RNA splicing
Cellular component (GO): ribonucleoprotein complex; nucleoplasm
Molecular function (GO): mRNA binding
Source: RefSeq, a predicted model, not a curated record